Cuscuta epithymum is the source of this 1182-nucleotide messenger RNA. NCBI's taxonomy places the organism in Eukaryota, Viridiplantae, Streptophyta, Magnoliopsida, Solanales, Convolvulaceae. The record is from the annotation of a GenBank genome assembly.
AGAUGAGGUCCAACGGAAAACGGUCCACACUCCAUAUACGCUUAUAAACAGAUGGAGACGGCUAAUCUUAGCGGGAACUUCUAAAUCAGUCCGCCCAAGAAAUACUGCUGCUUAUCGAUACAGCCGAUAUCACAAUGGGUGAGAGGAAGCCCGCCUUCUUCAAGGUCUUGACCAAAAACUUUGCCACUUACCUGAGGUUGCCGCCGUUAUUUACCUUUAGAUUUAGAAAGCGAUUGCCGCAAUACCCAGUUCUGACGGUAGGAACUGAUGAAGAAUGGCGUGUGAAGAUGGAGGAGGUUGCGGAGGCCCAGUGUUUCACCAAGGGCUGGCCCAAAUUCGUGAAGGACCUGAAUUUGGAUCUUCACACUUUUCUGGUCUUUUGGUUUGAAUCCCCGUCCAAAUUCUUCGUUGAAGUUUAUAAUGAAGACGGCUCUGCUAGGAUUCUUGAUCAUCUUCCUUCUAAAGGUAUAGUUUCCCCAAAGAAGGCAUAUGCACGGGAAUCUGCUGUAGAGCCCUUAUCAUCGGAUGUACGUACCCGGAAGAGGAAAAGGGCAUCAUUUUCUAUCGAAAUGAAACCAUCAAACAGAUACAGAUGGAGAAUUCCAUCACAAUUCAUGAAAGAGACUGGAAUUAUGGGAAGCAAGUGUUUGGUACUAAAGGAUCCAAGUAAAAGGGAAUGGCCGGUGUUGAUAUCGUGCCAUGGUGGGGAUUGCAAGGAGAGAACUGAAAUGGCAAAGGGGUGGAAUGAAUUCCGGGCCAAUAAUGGCUUACUUGAUGGGGACAUUUGCACCUUCUACUACCCUGCUGAUGGAAGUGAAGAAGAAGAAGAAGACGGUGGUGGCUGGUUGCUCCAAGUUGAGGUGACAAGAGCAGGUUCUUAGGCCUCUCUGACUCCUUUGUUAGGCCAAAAAGGAACUUGCCAUAAUGCCAUCUGCCUUCUGGGUUAUGUUUUCUUCUGUUUUUGGCCAUAAGGCCAUUAACCGAUAAUGUAGAAGAAAUGCACUAAUUAGUAAUCUUAGACAUCACCUUUUAGUUUUGACUUUUGACACCAAAGUGCUCAUCGUGUCUAUAGGAACAAAAGUGAAUGUGGUGCGUUUUUAGCAUUUUCUUGUACAAUCUCAAUUUUGCCAUUUCUUUGUCAACCAUUUUUGUACACCAGAAUGCAUGGAACACAUUUCUUGG